Nicotiana tabacum (common tobacco) is the source of this 1043-nucleotide messenger RNA. The record is from RefSeq and is a predicted model, not a curated record. Lineage: Eukaryota; Viridiplantae; Streptophyta; Magnoliopsida; Solanales; Solanaceae.
GUCCCUCUCAGUUUAGCGUUUUCUUUUUCUUUCGGUAUACCAUACCAGUGUAGCAGUUUAAUCAUAAAAUCGUGUUCCUUUGAGAUCUGUUCAAUUCCCGAAUAAACCCUACCUUGAUGUAAUUCUCUGCUUCUGAAUUCGCAAUUGGAUUUGAACACAAAAAUAGAAAACCCAAUUGAGACCGGAGAAAAUUUUCCGGUCGUUUUGGGGGGAAUAUGAUAACAAGGUCUAAACUGGUGGAGCAGCUCAGAGAUUACCAGAUCAGAUCUCAACACAAGUGCCCCCCUCUUUCUUUCUUUUCCCCUAAGCCUCUUCUCUCAAACUGGGCUGAUGUUGUGGCUGCUGUGUUCUACGCCUUGCUAUUCACUGUGCUUAUAGUAUCAUCAUAUUUUGCCCUUUAUUUGCAACAUUACUGGAGUUCCUUUCUCAUCAUAGGCCUUGCCAUUUCCCUUCCAGUUCGUUUGAGAAUUUUACGGCAGGCUCAUGCAAGAAAGAGAGUGAGACAAUUACCUCUGUCUAUGUGAACUUCCAUCUGCAGCUGCAAGUGCCAAACAUCGGUUUAAGUGAAAGGAAUACCUCUUGCACAGAAGUGCACUUUGAUUGUAGAAGUACAAUUCUUUGACCUUCGUCACAUAUGCCGAUCAAGCUUCUGCUGUGAAAAAUGGGAUACCAUCUUCGCAUUCCUCUUGAUGAUCCAUUCUUGAAGAAGCAUUAUUAGAUGAUGAAUUAGUUGUGAAAUGAACAAGCAGAGUUCAGAGUUCAAGGUUUCAGAAAUUCUGAUAUUCUUGCUUUGUUGUAAACUAAAUUUGGUGGCAAAUAAAGAUGCUCAGUUCUGGAUGUUACUGCGGAUUGUAGUUUGAGGCGUAGGUAGAGUUUAACAAAUCAUAUCUGAAUGACCAGAUAAUAGCAGUUGAAGGGUUGAAAUGACUUUGGUUCAGGAGUAUUUUACUGAACUGUAUAGGAAAGUUGAGUUCUGUAUGAUCAGACAAUUCGUAUUUUGCGUUUCAAAUAGUAUAUUCAAAAUUUAGAUGUUUUCAAAGUAA